This is a messenger RNA of Hirsutella rhossiliensis, 735 nucleotides long. RefSeq names its product necrosis inducing protein (NPP1) domain-containing protein. Lineage: Eukaryota; Fungi; Ascomycota; Sordariomycetes; Hypocreales; Ophiocordycipitaceae. Bases 1 to 735 code for a protein of 244 amino acids. The transcript has 2 exons. The record is from RefSeq and is a predicted model, not a curated record.
AUGGUUACUUUGACUCGAUUCGCCUGCGGAUUGGCUGUGGCAGCUUCUCUUGCAUCCGGGUCUGCCAUCAAGCCCCGGCUUGCUCAUGACAAAGUCCAGCCAUUCCCCGAAACGGUGCCUGACGAUCUUACCGGCAAGCUCUACAAAAGGUUCAAGCCAUGGCUGCACAUCAUCCAUGGCUGCGUGCCUUUCCCAGCAGUUGAUGCUCAGGGCAAUACCAACGAUGGCCUUGACAUCUGUGAUGGAGACGAAACCAACGAGUGCGAUGGCAGCACAGGCCAAGUCUACUCUCGCAGCGCCGAGAAGGACGGCAUGUUCGCCAUCAUGUACACAUGGUACUUUCCAAAGGAUGUCCCGAGCGUGUGUGCCGUUGGAGGCCACCGUCACGACUGGGAAAACGUUGUCCUCUGGUUCUCGGAGAAAAGCGAGUCGGCCAAGUAUCUUGGCAUCUCCAUUUCGGCGCACGGAGGCUACAAGAAGUAUGCCCAGGGCAGCGACGAGGUCAAGUGGGAUGGAGACCGGGCCUUGAUCGGGUAUACGAACGAGUGGCCGCUCAACCAUCAUCUAGCGACUACCAAAGACAAGCCCAGCGGAGAUGUGCCACUGAUCGCUUGGGAGAGUCUCCCGAAGGCGGCUUGGGAUGCUCUUCAGGCCAAGGACUGGGACAAGGCUGACUUGUCUUUCAGCGACAAGAACUUUGACAAGCUGCUUGGCGACUCCAAGAUGGAUAAAUAG